Beauveria bassiana ARSEF 2860 is the source of this 2196-nucleotide messenger RNA. RefSeq lists its product as uncharacterized. Bases 1 to 2196 code for a protein of 731 amino acids. The record is from RefSeq and is a predicted model, not a curated record. NCBI's taxonomy places the organism in Eukaryota, Fungi, Ascomycota, Sordariomycetes, Hypocreales, Cordycipitaceae. Gene Ontology annotation, molecular function: structural constituent of ribosome. Gene Ontology annotation, biological process: mitochondrial translation. The transcript is spliced from 3 exons.
AUGUCUGCCAGUGUUAUCGAGGGGGCGCCGAGGGCGGCCAUAAUAGCUGCUCUGGAACAGCAGAGAAAUCAUGGUACCAUGAUACCCGACCGGACCGGUUUCACGGCUGCCUACGAUACAAUUAUGAAUGCAGUUCCAGAGGCCCAAAAGCAGGAAGCUGCUAGAGCGAUACUGCAAACUAUAUGGACGCACAAAAACAACAAUAACCAAGGCCUUGCCACAUUCAAGGCCUGGCUCGAGCACAACGGUCUCUUAAUGUUGUUUUUCUACAACGAGCUGAGCCAGGAGGAUCGCUAUGGACCAAUCGUUCGAGACCUCCAGGCCAAACAGGCCGAGAGGCACGAUGCAUUGCUGGAGUUCGAGGAGUACACCGACCGCGAGCUACAGAUUUAUGGUCAAACGACACCCGACGCUGAAACAUUCUCCGAAAAUCACUCUAAGAGCGUGGACCGUAUCAUGGAAGCCUGUCUCAGCGCCCGAUUGAACUUAGAUGCGGCUCGGCAAUUUAAUGAAAGACGCGAGUACCUGAGCCUUGGUGGAGAUAUAGGUACUGACGAACCGUGGUUUCUUGUCGACAUCCCUCACACGACGCCCUUGAGGCCUUCAAUGCAGGUCCAGGUCCAGAAUAAACUUCGAGGCAGGUCCUACUAUUGCGGUCGCCACGCCGGUACAUACAUCUUUCGCUUGAAUCAAUCCAACACUGUGGGUGAUGGUAAGCAGGGCGACUUUGAAUUUUGCGGCGUUGUUCCACGCAAUCGAGCGCAUCAUAUUGCGCGACUCAAAGAACUCCGCGGCCGUGUGCUUCAAAUGCUCGUUGCCACAUGUUCAUAUAUCGCUGGUUAUGCCGCGGUCAGCUGUGAGAAGGAGAUGAAGGCGCGCAUGGACCAAGUGACUGAUCAAGAUCUCGAGUCCAUAUUUCGGUACGCGAGAAUCUACCUUGAACAAGGAUGGAUGUUCUUCAAAGAAAUUCAGGAGGCAUUCCGCGAGAGUCCAGUCCUCUGGGAAUUUGUCAAUUUGAUGGUCAUGCACCGUGUGAAGGCAGAGGAGAUCAAAGAAGGGCAGCGGCUGGUGGAUUUAAUCUGCCUGGUCGCAAAAUGUACCGAGGGUGCGAUGAUAAAGCGGGAAAAACGACAUUUGUCGGAAACUGCCUGGCAUUAUCUGCAAUUCAGUGUCGAAUUGAGCAAUUGCCUUGUGUUCCACGACAAUGAAGUCGAGCUCUUGACGGGUUCCCCGGUGGACAUCCACGACUAUUUUGCUGGCGAGGAAUUCGCCACUGACCCGAAUCAUCCUAAGGCGCAGUAUCGGAUAACGGAUGAGGAUUGGGAGAAGCUCCGUGGCGACUAUCUACUUACGCGAUCGGUCAAACGUCGUUGGACACGGGAUCAUCUCAACGCAUCUAUCUUGGCCGACCUACGCAUGCCCAAAGCAGACACCUCCUUAUUAGAGCGCCUCUUCCUGAACACAGACGGAUCCCAGCCUUUGUCGUCACCAUCAAGCACUGAGCCGGCCGAGGAGCAGCCAUCGCCCGUCAAGCGCGGACGCGGAAGACCUAAGGGUUCUAAGAAUAAGCCAAAGCCUCCUGGUCGCCCUCGACAGCUCGCCAUGAAUCCGCCAUGGUCCAUCACGCGGCUCUUCAGCCGUCUCUCGAUGCUGCCGGCCAUAACCUCCACCAUCAAACCGACCCCUCUGCCGUCGACAACGCUCCUCCUCCGCCCAUUCAGCACGACACCGAUCUCGCUCGCACGGAAAUCGGUGCCGCCUGCUGGUGGCAAAUCUAAAACGUCUUCCUCGACGCCGAAGCGCAAGGCCAAGGGAAAGCAGACCGGCCUGACGGAGAGCGGGCGCAAGGUGCGCACGCUCAAGCAAAACAUGUUUUCGCCGGCACCGCCGCCGCUGCGCAUGGGUCGCCAGCGGCACCUCCGCCACUGGACGAUUCACCGCGCGUGGCAGCUUUUUCGCCGGCAGCAGCACGAGGCGCAGCACAAGGAGCGCAGCCGCAUGCAGGCGGGCAUGUGGAACGCUUGCGAGGCGCUGCGGACGGUGCAUGGGCCGGGCGAUCGUGGUGAGGGAUAUUUGUAUCGUGUGGCAAUGGACAAGGAGGGUCUCUGGGAUGGGCAUGCGAUUCCAAUCGAGUAUGCGCGUAUGCAGACGGAGACGCCGGCGGUGGAGGCGUGGAAUCAUGAGUGGAAGCGAUGA